Fusarium coffeatum is the source of this 3672-nucleotide messenger RNA. RefSeq lists its product as uncharacterized. The transcript has 3 exons. The record is from RefSeq and is a predicted model, not a curated record. The coding region runs from base 1 to 3672 and encodes 1223 amino acids. Gene Ontology annotation, molecular function: phosphorelay sensor kinase activity. NCBI's taxonomy places the organism in Eukaryota, Fungi, Ascomycota, Sordariomycetes, Hypocreales, Nectriaceae. Gene Ontology annotation, biological process: phosphorylation; phosphorelay signal transduction system.
AUGGAGUCCGACAUCGCAGACGACCUCGACAAGCUCAACAUUAGAGAUAUUCUCAACGCAGAUUCCCGACCGACUUUUAUUAUUGAUUUAGAUCCAGAUGAUGAAAUCCCGUUGCAGUCAAAGGUUAUUGAGCCUGUCUUCGCCAAUACCGCGUUGAGUACGCAUGAGAAGCUCUAUGACGUGGUCCGAGGGGAGGAGACUUCACACGUUCAAACAGAAUCUGUUUCAUAUGGCGAUUUCAGGAAUUGGGCAACAAGCAUAACGACGCAGGAUGAUUCAAAGGAUGUUUUCCCGCUCUUUUUCCUGUACAAAGAUUUAUUAUGGACGGGAUCAACUGUCGCGAAAAGAUGGCGAUUGAUUAGUGGAAAUCGACUUUGGCACCACAGCGCACCACCCAGGACAUUAUCUUCAAGUGCGCUUUCACGGGCGAGUACCCCGGGUAUCAAAGAUCCGGAGCGUGUCAAGGACUCGCCCAGACCACCAAAACCGGACCCUGAGCCUGAGCCAGAGCCAGAUACCAAGGAAAUAUUCCAAAGCCCGACGGAAAUAACAGCACCGGAACUGCCUUCAACAGACACAACACUCAUCACAUCAACACAACGAAAACAAUCGCUCCUAUCAUGGUGGCGCGCUGGGACAUCCCGAGGAAGCUCAGACCGUAUCACUGGCAGUUCAAGCAGCGGAUCAUUCGUCCUGGGAAAGCCCGAGAAGGCCGUUGCAGAUUGGACGGUUGCGAAGCCCAAGGGUGUUUUGACACCGUACAUCAGGCUUUUGAGGGAGAUUGACUGGUCUGAGACGCCUCUUGGACAUAUGGAUACUUGGUCACCAGAACUGCGACAGGUGGCGAAUUUGGUCAUCACAAACCCUCAUCCCGCGAGCUUGUUCUGGGGAAAUGACAUGACGAUGCUGUACAAUGAACAAUACGCUAUUCAUUACGCCGGAAACAAGCAUCCUUCCAUGUUGGGUACCGGCGCAUCAGGUCCCUGGUCAGAAGCAUGGGAUGUUCUUGGAUCUGCUUUUGCCGAAGUCGUCAGAACAGGAGUCAGCCACCGAAGCGACAAUGAUGAAUUAGCGCUAUUCAGACGAGGGUUCUUGGAGGAAACGCAUAUUUGCUGGUCGCUCACACCAUUAUACGGCGGCACGAACCGAAUCUGCGGCUUUUACAAUGCACCCUUCGAAACAACCGACCUCAUCCUGGGUCAGCGUCGAAUGGCUACUAUCAACAAACUAGGCGAAUCUCUACGUAAAGCAACAUCGAUCAAGAGUUUCUGGAAACUUGUUCUUGAAGGACUAGAGGAUAACCACAAGGAUGUUCCUUUCGCGCUGGUCUACUCUGUCGGAGACGCGGAGGACGGUGAUCAUCAGUCCAGUUCUUCAGGCAGCACCAUCUCAAGCAAGUCCUGUUACCUGGAAGGUACGAUUGCGAUCCCGAGAGGUCAUGCUGCUGCGCCUGACCAGAUUGAUCUUAAGAGAAGUCAUCAAGGUUUUGUGCCGUCUUUCCGCGAAGCUAUGCGAACGCGCGGUGAACCUACUCUGGUUCGCAUCCGGGACGGAACUCUACCGGAGGAUAUCUUGCAGGGGAUCAAGUGGCGCGGUUUUGGCGAGGUUGGAACCGAAGCGAUUAUCUUCCCUGUCCGACCGACGAACGGUGAGAAUGUUCUAGCGUUCUUGGUUCUGGGUGUCAAUCCUCGCAGACCUUAUGACGCCGGAUACAAAUCUUUCGCUUCGCUACUUAACAACCAACUCGCAACGUCACUCGCAUCGAUUAUUCUCUUUGAAGAAGAAACCCGCCGCGGACGCGAUGCUGCAGAGGCUGCCGCUUUGGAGAAGGAGGAAUUAACGCAGCAGAUUAACCUUCAAGCAAGUCGUUUGCGCAGAAUGACGGAGUUAUCGCCAUUGGGAAUGUUUCUUACCAGCCCGGAAGGAGUUCUACGCGAAGCGAAUGAUAAGUUUUACGAAAUGACGAGUCACACGCGCGAAACACACGGUGAUAUGGCUUGGGUCGAUUUGAUGGGUACUUCAGGCAGUAUCAUGGAAGAAGGAUGGCAUCGUCUCACACAAGAACUGCUUCCCUGGUCCGGCGAAGUCAAGUUACGAAAGGGUGUCGAGGACCCUGUCAACAUCCAUGGCGAAUCAAUCGAUCUAUGGGUUAUGGUCACAGCGCAUCCUGAAAUCACACCUGGUGGUACGCUGCGGUCAAUCAUGGGCUCUAUCACGGAUAUUUCCCAUCUCAAGUGGGCUCAAGGUCUACAAAAUCGACGGUUGCAGGAAGCCGAAGAGACGAGACGACAACAAAAUGAGUUUAUCGAUAUCACAUCGCAUGAGAUGAGAAAUCCGCUCAGUGCGAUUUUGCAAUGCGCGGAUGAUAUUACUUUGGCUAUGGAGGCGGCGAAGACGAGCGGUGUACCCGCAUCGCAGGAUGUUCUAGAUUCAUGUCUUGACGCGUCGCAGACUAUUGCGCUAUGUGUGCAGCAUCAAAAGUCCAUUGUGGAUGAUAUCCUCACCGUCUCCAAACUGGACUCGAAUCUUCUUCUCAUCACACCCGUGGUUUGCCAACCUCAAGCUAUCGUGGAACGAGUGGUGAAGAUGUUUGAGUCAGAGAUGCUGGCAAAGGAUAUUACUCUUGAGAUUCAGAUCCAUGAUGAGUUCAAAGAACUUGCUGUGGACUGGGUUGCGAUGGAUCCUAGUCGUGUUCUUCAGAUAUUGAUCAAUCUCAUGACGAACGCUAUCAAAUUCACGGCUUCAUCUGAGAGACGCAGUAUCAAGGUUACUGUCGGGGUAUCAAAGACACCGCCAGGAGGUACACAUACUCCAGGUUUUGCCUUCGCACCGACACGAGGCGAGCUCGGUAAUGUUGUAUCUUCGGAGGAAUGGGGCACCGGAGAAGCUUUGUACGUGCGAUACAGAGUUCAGGACACAGGCUGUGGUCUCACCGAAAACGAACGCCGAAUCCUUUUUCAACGGUUCAAGCAAGCCUCACCGCGAACACACGCCAAAUACGGUGGAAGUGGACUCGGUUUGUUCAUCUCGAAACGUCUUGCCGAACUUCACGGUGGUCGUAUCGGUGUUGCUUCAGAAGCUGGUAAGGGAAGCGACUUUGGCUUCUACGUACAAGCCCGCCGCUCAGCAGCACCCUCCAAAAAAGACCCUAACCAACCUGUCCUCUCACAAACACCAUCUACCACAAAUCCUGCCACAUCAGGGCCUGUACGCACGCCGUCUGGCAACUCCGACAUCCUCAACCCGACAAACAACCGACGACGACACGGCUCCGAUGAAACAUUCGAUCCUCGCUCAUUAACGAUCCACAUCGUGGAAGACAACCUCAUCAAUCAAAAGGUCCUGGUUAACCAACUCCGCAAAGUAGGCUGCACAGUAAGCGCCACCAACGACGGCGUCGAAGCCCUUGAAUUCCUCAAAAAGACACAUUUUUGCAAACAUGACGGCUCCGAACUGUCCGUUAUACUGAUGGAUCUCGAGAUGCCCAACAUGGACGGUCUUACAUGUGUUUCCGAAAUUAGACGGAUGCAGAAGGAGGGUGGCAUACUGGAGCAUGUACCAGUCAUUGCUGUUACAGCGAAUGUAAGGGAUGAACAGAUUAGGACGGCGUUGCAGAGUGGUAUGGAUGAUCUUGUGAGCAAACCUUUUAGAAUACCCGAGGUUAUGAAUUAG